Molecule: messenger RNA, 1338 nt
Organism: Trichomycterus rosablanca
Lineage: Eukaryota; Metazoa; Chordata; Actinopteri; Siluriformes; Trichomycteridae
Gene: plagx
Product: pleiomorphic adenoma gene X
Exons: 1
Coding region: 26-1183 (385 amino acids)
Biological process (GO): regulation of transcription by RNA polymerase II
Cellular component (GO): nucleus
Molecular function (GO): DNA-binding transcription factor activity, RNA polymerase II-specific; sequence-specific DNA binding
Source: RefSeq, a predicted model, not a curated record
GGAAACGUCCCACCCGUAUGAGACCAUGUUCCAUGGACAGGAGCAGCUGAGCAGCCACUUACAGACCCACGACUCCAACAAGCCGGAUCUGCAGUGUGAAGAGUGCGGCAAACACUUCAACACUCGAUUAGGUCUGAGACGUCAUGUGGCCACCCACGCCACGUCCGUGACCGGCGAUCUCACCUGCAAGGUCUGCCAUCAGAUCUUCGAGAGCAUGCCUACCCUUCUGGAGCACCUGAGCACACACACCGGGCGUCCUCCUCCGGACGGAGCCGUGCGGGAGAGGAAGCACCAGUGCGAUAGCUGCGGCCGCCGUUUCUUCACACGGAAGGAUGUGAGGCGCCACGCCGUGGUGCACACGGGCAGGAGGGACUUUCUGUGCCCUCGCUGUGCCCAGCGUUUCGGCCGACGCGACCAUCUUACCCGCCACCUCAAGAAGAGCCAUGCCCAGGAGCUGGAUGCCCUCAGCUUGGUACCCUCUAGUGUUGUGAAGGAAGAGCCUAGCCGCACCCUGUGCAUUUCUGGAUCACCUAAAGAUGCCUCAGAGGCAGUGUCGAUGGGCAUGUUUAACCCUCAAGGCCUGCAGAGUGUGUCUACCUCAGGGGUCACCCACCAUCAUUCGAUAGUCCCUGCCCCCCUACAAAGCCCCAUGAGCGUGGGCUGCUAUUUUGAGCCAAGCAAACAUCAGCCCCAGCAGUACCACGAGCCUCAGCGCUACCAGCCUGCAUCAGCUAGCACAUACCUCAAGGCCGAGAUGGAAAACUUCCUGAACGAGCUCCAGUGCGGCCCGAUGCCCCCUCAGGCCACGGUUGCGACCUCUGCCUCCAGGCCAAACGACCUUGUUCCCGAAAGUCUGGGCAGUCAGAGUGCCCACUUCACCCUCAGGAACUCGGCCUUCGCUACGGCCGAGCCUACAGCCACCGCUGCUAACGUGGACCUCUCGCCUCUGCUGGGCUUCUUGCCGUUCGGGCUGCCGCCGUACAGCGCCCCCUUGAGUUCGGGAGGCAUCGUGAUGGGGUACUCGACCACUGCUACAGCCUGCUCGCCGACUCCUACCUCUCAGCUCUCCGGGCCUCUGUCCUCGUUCCAGCCGCUGCACGAGCCUCAGGCCUCCGGGCAUCUAAAUCAGCUGUCUGGUUUCUCUCCUACAUUACCUCGAUUUCACCAGGCCUUUCAGCAGUGAUGCUCGGCUCGUGGAUGUGUUCUUUCCAGACAGCGAUGAUGGAAAGCCGAGUGCUCAGUGAACUCGUUUGAUUGAAGGCUUUUGUGUUGCAUAUACAGGUCACAUGAUUUCUGUAGAAUAGGACGAUUUUGCUCUGGAUUGAAUAGAUUUUUAGA